Messenger RNA from Myxocyprinus asiaticus (Chinese sucker), 2590 nucleotides. Its product is annotated as transmembrane protein 161A. Lineage: Eukaryota; Metazoa; Chordata; Actinopteri; Cypriniformes; Catostomidae. The transcript has 12 exons. Bases 253 to 1728 code for a protein of 491 amino acids. The record is from RefSeq and is a predicted model, not a curated record.
CAUUUUAUCGUUUUCUGCUGCUUUAUACAAGUAACACAUUUGUUAUUAGAGAGUGCCACACUCCUAGGUAGUUUUAUCCAUGACUUGUAAAGAGACGUAGAUACAAACAAGAAAUAAGAAACUUCACUUAUUCUAUUGAAACCUCACAGCCAGUAGAAGGGACCUGUCCUUGGUGCUGAAGUUCAGCACGCUGAAAAGCUCCGCUGGAGUUCCUUUUACAUUUCCAGAUCAUGUUGCUAACAAACUGCUCUGAUGGGAGUUCAGUUGGUGGUGAGCUUGCUGGCGGUCAGUAUAAUGCAAAAAAUGGCCCCACAUCUUUCCUUUGCACGCUGGCUCUUAUGUAAUGGCAGCCUUUUCAGGUUCAAACAUCCAUCUGAGGGUGAGCUGUGCGCUCUUGCUGGAAAGCAGAUUCCAAAGACCAGCAGACGAGACAGGAGACAAAAUGGACAUGGAGAAGCCAAGCCGUUUACAGUUCCGAAAGACAUCGAUCUGCACCUGGAGAGCACGCCAGUUAAUGUCUUAGAUGCUCUUGUUCUGCGGUUCUUUGUGGAGUACCAGUGGCUGAUUGACUUUGCUGUAUAUGCGAUGGGGAUCUACCUCUUCACUGAAGGCUACUACAGUGUGGUGGAUGCCAGCAAAGAGGUCAACAUCGCUGCCAUCUGGUGUGUGCUGACCGUUUUCUUCUGCCUGAGAACACUGUAUGUUCUCAUGAGCCAUUACUUCCGCUCCGAGGACGGCGGUGAGCGCUCUGUGUGUCUGGCUUUCGGCUUCUUAUCUCUGCUUGUGGCCAUGCUGGUUCUUGUAGUGAGAGAAGACUACCUGGAGUUUGGACUUGAGCCAGGUUUUACCAGUCUCUUUGAUAGUUUCGAAGUCUUUGCCAAACAGCAAGGCUAUGAGUGGUCAAUUCCCUUCACCAAGCUGUCAGUGAAGUUGGGUCUGGCUGUCAUUUGUGCCUUCAUUGGAGCUCUCCUUGCUUUUCCUGGACUCCGAUUGGCGCAAACUCACCUAGACGCAGUUGAGAUUAAUUCAGACCGUCCGAUCAUUCAGAUCCUUCUGCACAUGAGUUUUCUCUCUCCAUUGGUUAUUCUGGUAUUGUGGAUUAAACCCAUUGCUCGAGAUUUCCUAGGGAACGCCCCCAUGGGAAAGACCUCAGUUACCUUGCUCUCUAGUUCAGACUUUAACUCAGUGCGUCUGUGGACGAUCGUGGUCCUGUGUGUUCUGAGGCUGCUGCUCACAAGAUACCACCUGCAGGCCUACCUCAACCUGGCUCAGAAGUGGGUGGAGCAAAUGAAGAAAGAGGCGGGGCGUAUCGCUGCCAUUGACAUCCAGAGAAAGGUGACGCGAGUUUUCUGCUACCUGACUGUGGUCACCAUGCAAUAUCUUCUACCCAUUCUGCUUGUCCUGUUUUCAACCUUGGCACUCAAAUCUUUAGGUGACUUCUCAUGGGGACUUGGAGCGGAGACUCCGGGUGUGACCCCUGCUUCCAUAGUUCCCACCACCCCUCCGCCAGCCCCUAGACUUGAAGACGACGAAGACAUGGAAGACAUGGAGGAGGACAUCCAGGCCACCGUGGCCCACCUGACCGAACUGUUCACUGCCUUACGCGGAGUCCUCACGCCCCUUUUCUUCAGGGGCAUCUUUGCUUUUCUCACUUGGUGGGUCACAGCCUGUCAACUCAUUAGCAGCUUGUUCGGUAUCUACUUUCACCAAUAUCUGAUGCACAACUGAAAAGUGCCCUGAAUUGAAGCUCUAUGCACCAAAUCCAAUUCUUCAAGCCUAGAGAUGAUGCAGCAUCAUGGACAGUCAUGCAAACUCAUUUAAAGCAUUAACAAAGAGAAGGCUGGCACUUCAGAAGAUUGACGUUUGAACAUCUAAACAUGCUGUAGUUCAUUAUCUUUAUGUUUAGGGUCAAUUGCGGGCACACCUUUGAAAGCGAAUGUUUUGGUACAAUCAACAAAGCAAAGAUGUUAGUUAAAAGGAGAGUUCACUAAUUUUUUUUAAAUUCUGUCAUCAUUUACUCAUCAACAGUCUGUCAGAUGUGUUUGUACCACACAAUAUCUUCAGAACUUGCAUGCUUUACCUUCAUCCCCUGGCAUGACAAUCUUUGCACUUUGAUGCAAUUCAAAGAGCCUGGUAACUCAGGGAUGUUAUCUGAAAUAGCGUUUCUUCCACCAGCACAAUAUCAUCAAGUGCAAAUUAACAAUUUGAACAUCGCAGAACAAUUUCUUUAGCUCUGUAGUGCUAACAGACUGGGUUUUUCAGAAAGGAAAUUGCCUUUUUUUUUUUUUUUACAGAACUGUAUUUUAAAUACUGUGUAAUAAAUCGGUAUUACAAAUGUAAUGUACUGCUAAUUGCAGUUCUAAUCAAUUGCCCAUAUGUUUCAUGAAUAAUCAUAUGUGAGUUUUAAUUAUUUUGCCUGUCAUUGUUCACUCCAUUAGCUGCCAAACUACUGUGUAAGAGGAAGUGUCAUGAGGGAUUAAUAUUAAUUUAAAGAUUUUACAUUGGGACAUUGUUUUAUUUAUUCAUUUUCUAGUGUCACUCAGUGAUUCAUUUGAUUCACAACAAUAAACUGACAAAAAAAAAAAAAAAA